Molecule: messenger RNA, 4153 nt
Organism: Cavia porcellus (domestic guinea pig)
Lineage: Eukaryota; Metazoa; Chordata; Mammalia; Rodentia; Caviidae
Gene: Akap19
Product: chromosome unknown C2orf88 homolog
Exons: 3
Coding region: 1091-1375 (94 amino acids)
Molecular function (GO): protein kinase A regulatory subunit binding
Source: RefSeq, a predicted model, not a curated record
GGGUGGCCGAGUGACGGCCGUGUGUCAAGGCGCGCACCCCGCGCUGCCGGGGUCAGCAGUGGCCUCCCGAGAGGCUUUCAGGAAAAACAACUUGGAGGACCGAAGGCGGGCGCAGGCCGGCGGGGAACGCACACGGCCACGCGCACAAGUGUUCGGGCGCCACAAGCGCCUCUGCUCUGCGCGCUCGUGGCGCGAACGAACUGGACGGGCAGCCGCGGGGCGUGGGGUCCGGCGGGUUCCGCCUCCCGCCCGCGCUGCCCCGCAGUGCUGCCCCGAGCACCUGGGUGCCCCGGCUCCCACAGGGAGCGCCUGCUCUCCCGCGGCCCGGAUAAGGGCGCAGCGGCGAGGUGACCGCGCGCGGGGCGGGUCCUGCGUGGGAGGCGGGGAGCGCGGAGCCCCGAGCCGCCCGCCCACCUGCCCGCGACUCGAGCUCCCCGGCGGCGCCCGCGUCCCCCUCGCACGGCAGGGCGCGGGGCGCGAACCCGCGGGGAGCGCGCGGCGGGCGCAGGGGCGGCGGCGGAGGCGCCGGGAGCGCGGGUGAAGGGCGCCCCGUCCUCCACUCCCCGGAGCCCUCAACGCUGUCCUUGGGACCCGACGGGACGGGACGGGACGGGACGAGGCGCCCAGGGCGAGGCGGAGUCAGCGGACCCCAGGGCCGCGGUGGGCGCACCUGGGUCUUGCGCAUCCCCGCGCCGGGCCGCUGCUCCUGGGCUGGCGCUCGGGGCCGCUCCGCCCCACACCCCCAGCCGCGCGUCUGCUCCUCGGGAAGCUCCUUCCCCGCCCUACCGGGGAGCUGAUGCAGACUUGCAGAUCCUCCUUUGUGCUAAAGACUCUUAACCCAAAAUUGAAUUCAGUGAGUCAAGUCCAGUUCAAAGAGUGAAGAGGAGUAUAUUUCUACCUUCAGAUACUCAAAGUAAAUGUCCUGCCGGCUUUGCUGUCAAGACAGACACCGAUGAAGAGUGACGGGAACGCUGGCCUCUAAAUUGUGCAGAGGGCCCGCGGGGCAGCAUCGUGCAGCUGGGCUGCAUUGCUUCCUGCUGAUGCUGCUGGCUCAGCCUCUGCCACUGCUUGCCCUGGCACUGCUCACAACAUGGGCUGCGUUAAAUCAAAGCAGACUUUCCCGUUUCCUACCAGCCUCGAGACUGGCAAGCAAGGUGGGAGUGAACAGAGCUUUAUUCCAGAAGAGAGGGUACAUAGGUUGACUUCUCCAUGUAAAGCCCAAGGGGACAUGAACACACACCCUGGGGUCACCACGGCAGUUUCUGAGUACGCAGACCGCCUAUCCCGGGAGAUCCUGCAUGACGCCGUGCAGCAGUGGGCUCGCAACCAUGUCAAGUACUCCGAUAUCCCCUACAUUGAGAAUGAGGGCCCUUGACCCUGGGGAUGCAGCACUCUGCUGGACUGUGGGUAGUCGGUGCUAGUACAAAUACAUGAGCCAAAAGCAGACCUGUGUAAGUCAUGUAAAAGCGUGUAUGAUGGUGUUGCCAGCGCACGAAUACCUCAGGUGAGGUGUUUUGUAAGCAGCCCUGUGUCAAUAACAAUUUGGAGCUGCUUGCUCAUGGAUUCGGGUCAUGGAAGGGCUCAGCGGGGACCUGUGGCACCCAGUAAUCAGGUGUAUGUCACACCACUUUCAUUCAACACAGCAAUGGCAUCGCCAAAGAAAACACUGAGGAAUAAAAAGCCAUACAUUCCAAAAAGGAACAGAAAAUUCCUAUUUAUCAAAAUUCCCAGACAGGAAGGGUUUUGCUUUUUUCUCAAAAUGUCGUGGCAAGAGAAAGGCACUGACACCACAGUGAUCUGCAAUGGGUCUUGUCUGCCAAAACCAUUUGCAUCAAAGAUUCCACGGGUGAGAAAGCCACCUGUCCAGAAGAGGGUCCGCCUCGAUCCUCGGUGCCCUCAUGCACCACCGUUAGUGGAGGACCCCGAAUGCACGGUCAAACCUUGGACUGUGAGUAACUUCAAUCCGUGAGUCUGAGAGACAAGCGAGCAUUUCUAAGAAACCUGACCCUGAUGAACACGUGCUCACUGGAGCAGCACCGUGUGGUGGAUGCCGCAUGAUCACAGCUGGUUCUCUCACUGCUUUAGUGCUUUGGAUUAGGAGUGGGAUGAAUGCUUGCAAUCCAAGGUUUCACUGUGCAGCCAUCCUAAAAAGACACUUUUGACUGAGGCUAUGACGUUACUGUUUAUUGCAUUCAGUUAAGAAACUAUGUACUUAAUUGCCUUUUAGGGGGAAAAAAGCCAGUAAAUCUUAAAAAUAGCAGAAGCCUAGCCUGCAUUGUAGAAGACAGAGCUGGUGUUACUGUGGUUGGCUGUGACAUUCCAGUGGCUCAGCGAUACCACUGCUGGUAGAGGGGCCACGUGCCAUUCAGAUCACACAGGCCCAGAACACUCCUUCAGGGAAAUCUGUGUGUACUGCUUUUGGGGUAACCCAUGCCCAUAGGGCAUUUUUUGCCAUACCCUAUAUUCUCAAACUUAAAAAGUGUCAUAGCACAGUUUUUAAAAAAAUUAUUUGAUGAUCAAAGACAAAAUCUAGGAGGGGAAGAAGAUUACUGAGAGGAUGAAACAGGACUAAGAGUCAUCUUUUUCAUCCAGAUUCGCUGCACACUGAGCGUGGCUGGCCACAGCCCGUAUGUGUCAGAGCCUCUCACACGGUGUAAUACAUCGGUGCCACUGAAAUCUUAAGGCAGGAAAAGGCUUCUGCUCGUAAGCAACAGAAAAACUACCUCUACUUGCAUAGCACUUUGAAGCCACACUGAAAUGAGUGUUAGCUGGAACCUUUCUAACACUGUCGGACACCUACUCAUUCAGCUGUAAUUUCACCUCACCCCGCAAUGCCCACUGUUCACUGCUUCGUAUAAUGAGUACCCCUCCCACCAGACCAGUGUCUCGGGCCUGCAGGGAAGCCAGGAGGUUUCCUAAAGCACCGAACCUUUACAGCCAUCAUGUGUUCCUACGAGUGACUCAGGCAAAAGCCUAGAUGUUUUCCACUCAUUUUGUAUUUCGCAUCAGAAUAUUUUUGCCACUUAAAAGAUACUUAAGUAUAUAAAACAGUACAUUCUCCAGUGAGAAUACAAAGCCAUAUGGCAGUGUGUCACCGAGUUUUCAGCACAGGUGGAAACAUGACUAGUGGCUUUGGUUACAUCUGAGUAGCAUAGUUUGUGUGUCCUGUGGCCCGUGUCCCAAGCCAUGGUUCAUGUCCAUGUGGCAGCUCCAUGUCCAGAUGUCUCAUCCCUGCCGCGUGCUCGGCACCUCGAGUAGUUUCACCACCAAGCGGGAGCCCUCAGCGAGCGGCCCCAAGGCUUGUGUACCGGUGAGCCAUGGGUGACGCUCACGGAGGAGGAGUAAAGUUACACGCCUGGGACAGUUAUCGGGGUGCAGCUCAGGCUCAGUGCAGUGACAAAACUGAUGAUCAGCUCCUUUUGUGAAAAAAGUAAAGAAGCCCAGUGGAAUGGGUGCUGCGGGAGCCAGCGCCCCUGGGAAGGGAAAUUCAUGCCUCUGCUGGCACCAGCAGCUCAGGUGGAGUGAGGGUCAGCAGGCACGGAAGGUCAGCUCUUCCUCCUCACAUCGGUCGGGAUGCCGACACCCUCCACAGUAAGCCUCCCCGCUGCUGCCUCCCCAGCUGCAACCCUUCAGGCCCGUGCCUCUGGUCCCAGGACACACCACCCUCAGUUGCCUUAUAAGUUUGCCAACUGCCGCUGGCUAGUAGCACAAUUUUGAAGGAGACAAAGUGAUGAUCAUUUUAGGCCCAAAGAAAUAGUUUGUGUCAAACUGCCUGAGUAUUCAGAAUCAGCCCUGGACCAGCAUGAUGCUCCGACCUGCUCAGUGUCACUGCCGAGGCGUGAGACCAGGUGGAAGUGGAUGCUGGUAUCACAAGAUCGUGAUUUCCACGAUCAUGUCAUGUCAGCAAACAGUAGUUUAAAAACAAAGUUCUGACAAGUGUAUGCUUUAGUCACAAUGCCCUUACCCUGUCUGUAAAUGACAAGCCGUGCUCCUGCCCAGCUCGGGGCAUCCGUCACCCCUGUUUAUGGAGUUCGCUUUCCGCCAGCAGACCCUCCCCCUCCUGCACGAGCAGCUAGCUGGGACGUAGUGUAUGUUCCCAAAUGUCUGUGUGAAAACAUUUUUGUAAGCAUACAAUAAAUUCCAGUUUCAAUUA